Molecule: messenger RNA, 1741 nt
Organism: Botrytis cinerea B05.10
Lineage: Eukaryota; Fungi; Ascomycota; Leotiomycetes; Helotiales; Sclerotiniaceae
Exons: 5
Coding region: 99-1445 (448 amino acids)
Biological process (GO): proteolysis
Molecular function (GO): metalloaminopeptidase activity
Source: RefSeq, a predicted model, not a curated record
GCCAACGACUGGACUUUUGUUAUUAAUACAAAGGUCAAUUACAUACAUUUGGAGCAUUGGAAAUAAGACUCGAGGGCCUUGUUGUAAGGUGAUACAAGAUGGCAGCACAGGUUACUGAUGCGUUGAAGAAUUUGAAGGUGAAGGACCCUAAUGCUGUAGUGGAGUCUGCUGCCGAAGCAAAGGCAAAUGGAAAUGCGCAACCCGAAGCCGAAGCCGAAGAUUCAGAUGACGAUGAUGAGGAGCCAGUAAAUGGCGAAGGCGCCGGGGAAGGAGGAGCAAAGAAGAAGAGGAAGAGGAAGAAGAAGCCCAAGAAGAAGGCUGGAGCGAAUCCCAAAGUCCAAUCGUCGCCUCCACGAGUUCUCUUGUCGAACCUGUUUCCAAGCGGCGAAUACCCUGUCGGAGAGGAAGUCGAAUAUAGAGACGAAAAUAACUAUCGAACCACCAGCGAGGAGAAGCGUUAUUUGGAUCGCAUGAACAACGAUUUCUUACAGGAGUAUCGACAGGGUGCCGAGAUUCAUAGACAGGUUAGACAAUAUGCCAAAGCCAACAUUAAGCCCGGGCAGACCUUGACGGAAAUCGCGGAAGGAAUCGAGGAUAGUGUGAGAGCUUUGACUGGUCAUCCUGGAUUGGAGGAAGGAGACAAUAUCAAGGGUGGUGUCGCCUUCCCCACUGGUGUCAAUUUGGAUCAUAUUGCUGCUCAUUACAGUCCUAACGCUGGAAACAAGACUGUUUUGGCUUACGAGAAUGUCAUGAAGGUCGAUUUUGGAGUUCAUAUCAACGGUAGAAUUGUGGAUAGUGCUUUCACUAUUGCAUUUGAUCCAAUGUAUGACAAUCUUCUUGAGGCGGUUAAGCAAGCUACAAAUACUGGAAUCAAGGAAGCCGGAAUUGAUGCUAGGUUGGGAGAAAUUGGCGAGCACAUUCAAGAGACAAUGGAGAGUUAUGAGGUUGAGAUCAAGGGCCAAACUUAUCAAGUCAAGCCAAUUAGGAACUUGAAUGGUCAUGAUAUUCUACAAUGGAAGAUUCAUGGUGGAAAGAGUGUCCCAAUUGUUAAAAGCAAUGACCAGACAAAGAUGGAAGAAGGAGAGGUUUUUGCUAUCGAAACUUUCGGAAGUACCGGAAAUGGUUACGUUCGAGAUGAUCUCGAAUGUUCUCAUUACGCUAAGGUUGCUGAUGCUCCUAACGUUCCAUUACGUAUCGCAUCGGCUGGCAAACUUCUUAAUGUUAUCAAUAAGAACUUUGGCACCUUACCUUUCUGCAGAAGAUAUUUGGAUCGUUUAGGCCAAGAUAAAUAUCUACUCGGAUUAAAUGCGUUAGUCUCCCAUGGUAUCGUGCAAGAUUACCCACCUCUUGUAGAUAAAAAGGGCUCAUAUACCGCGCAAUUUGAACAUACAAUUGUCCUCAGACCAAACUGCAAAGAGGUUAUCAGUCGCGGUGAUGAUUAUUAGUCGAUUAGUUUACUAGAAAUAUAACUUCACUUUUCGCAUUGCGUGCAUGAUGAUGGGAAAAUGGAUCGGGCAUAGAUAUAUCCUUCUUGUGGCGUUGGGGAUCUCUUGCUACAAAUUGUUUACAUAGGAAUUUUGAAUUUUGAGAAUAUCAAAAUGAUACGUAGUGAACGAAAUGAUACUUUUAGGAUAGAAUUUGUCUAUUGGUGGGGAAAAUAUCACAUUUGUGAUAUAAUGUGCAUGAGAUGGGGUUUGGUGACAGGUGUAGUCUUCAGGAAAUAGUGGCAUGGGAAAUAGCA